Molecule: messenger RNA, 3553 nt
Organism: Lates calcarifer (barramundi perch)
Lineage: Eukaryota; Metazoa; Chordata; Actinopteri; Centropomidae
Gene: shtn1
Product: shootin 1
Exons: 16
Coding region: 54-1586 (510 amino acids)
Source: RefSeq, a predicted model, not a curated record
GUGUGUCACGGGGGAGGGCUUCCUGUUGGACUUUGGUCUGAGGUUUUCUCGCCAUGGCCUCAGAGGAGCUGGAUAAAAUGAAUGUCAUUACAGACCUGUCAAACAAAGCCCUGCAGGAGUAUGAAAGCCUGCAGAGGAAACACGAGACUGCAGCCAUGGAGUGCAAGAGGCUGGAGGAGGAGAGGGACAAAGCCAUCAAGACGCUCAAUGAGAUCCAACAAGUGUCUCAGAUGGUCAUUGAAGAGGUCAGUGCCAUUCAGGAGAACCUGGAGGUCGAAAGGACGUGUAGAGAAAGUGCUGAAGCCCUGGCCUCUAAAGGUGCAUUGAACCGUCAGAACCGCUCCCUGAAGAGGAAGAGCAUGAUGAUGCUGUCCCACCUCAGCCCAGAGACCAUCACACAGAUCAACCUGGAGGAUGAAGAAGAGGAGGAUGGUGAAGACCUAAAUGCAGCCAGCAAGGUGUGCCUCUCCCCUCAGUGCCAUGCCACUGUCUCAGAGCUACAAAAUAAAUUGGAGUUAGCAGUCAAGGAGAAGAAUCAAGCAGUGACUGAUCUUGAGGCAGUAAGAGGCCAACUGAGGGAAACCAGGGAAGAACUGCUGAAAGAGAAACACGAUAACACAGUUUUAAUUGCUGAGACAGUGAAGCAAAAGAAGCUCCUGGUGAAAUACAACAGAGUGUCUCAGUUUGCCGUGGAGGAAUACGAGGCCUUACAGGACAUGUUGGACCUGGAGCGGGAUCUGAGAACAGAAGCAGAGAGCUUUGGCAGAGCAAUGAUGGUCGAGCAAAAGAAUCUGAAGAGACAGAGUCAGAUCCUGAUGCAGAGCUCCUCACCUAGUCAAGCUCUACAGGAUGCCCUUAGCCAGGUCACCAGACUAACCCAGGAUCUAGAGACGCAGAGGCUGGAGCACCAGAAUCAGUUAAAGCAGUUGGAGGACAGGCUGGGGAGCUGUGAGACUCAGAGAGAGCUGACGGCACUGAGGCGCAAACUAGAGCUUGUGGAGGAGGAGAAGAGGGAGUACAGUGACAAAUGCUCCAAGGCUGAAGUGGAGGUUAAGGAUCUGCGGUUUACAGUUGAGGAGCUCCAGAAGAAGCUGCAGGCAGCUACCAACCCACCCCCAGCUCCAGCUCCAGCACCUCCACCUCCCCCACCACCUCCACCUCCUCCAGCUCCAGCUUUGGCCUCCAACCCCCUCAGCUCGCUGCUGUCAUUGAUCCGAAAGAGAAGAGACAUCAACACUGACAUCCCACUAGUGGUUCAGGACUCUGCCAAGACACCAGAGGUGGACGUCAGGCAGCAGGCCGUGGAGGAAAUGAUGCAAAGGAUCAAAAAAGGCGUUCACCUUCGACCAGUCAACCAGUCACCUCAUAGAGUCAGAAGACAGAUACAGAAGCUGCCCUCUAAUUCUGCCAUUCAGGAACUUAAAGGAAUCAUGGAGAAUUUCAAUAGAACCUCCCCCCAACCAAAGGCAGCGUCUCCGUCGACAAACCACGGUGAGGAGCUGCAGAGGAUCCUGCUGCGCCGGCGGGAUGCAGUGGAGUCCCAACACAAUGCCAGUGCCCAUCCCAUCCUCUCCCCUGCAGUGUGAGCACUGCCACCAGGCUGAGGUCAGGCCCUGACAUGAGUAUCCAGAUAAUACAGACUGGAUAUGGGUGACGGAAGAUCACGUGAUCCAGAAUCAAUGUCUAGCAUUUCAUUUUACUGUGUUUUCUGAUUGUGUUUUCUGUCUUUUGGGUGAAUUUCCACAUGGUAAAAAAAAGAGAGAAAUCAGAGCAGACAUCCUGGGUGUCAAUCAAGCCAGAGGUUACGUAGCCGGUGGACUAAGGCCACAAAUGUGUCUUUGAUUUACACUGAAGCCGUUUAUUUCAUUGAAAUGAAAGGCAUGUAUCACACACCACCUUUUCAUUCAGCUCUCUUUCUGAUACUGAAGGGAAAGCCCAAUUUAUUGUUUGCAGUGUGAGGAACAGUGAUGCAGGUUUUACAGCCUUGAGCUUUUGCCAAAGCAAAGUAUGUCUCUGAAUGACUCUGUCUAGACAAGUGUUAGCCUUGUAGCCACCCAGUGAGCAAUUACAGGCCACUGUGGCAGAUUUAGUUUCCACUGCUCCUCUCACUCACACUAACCCCCCCCCCACCCCUUCCCCCAACCAACCUCCUUAGGCCACCAUUUUAUGUAGGGCACUGUCUCCUCUCUGCAGUAUGUACUAUCUGUUCUGCCUUUGACUGUUUCACUUUGAGGAUACAAGACAAAUCAAGGGACAAACAUUUGUAGCUAAACAGAGCUGCAGGUGACUGUGUUGAUGUAGUUGUGUUGGAACAAGUACCAGUGAGAAGAAUUCUGGAGGGCCAGUUUGAAUAUAGUCACCAGUUUAAAACACGCUUUAUAACAAUGUCCUACCAGGUCAUAUAUGAGGAAUUAAUACUUACACUCAUUUGAUUGGCCAGCACAGUGUGUUUAGCAGAAUAGAGAUUUCUGGCACCAAGGUGUUUGAAGAAAUGGGAAAAAAGUACUUGAAGUAAAACAAAUUCAUUAUUGUCUCAUAUAGUUGUUUUAUAUUAUGGGAUGCUCUGGUGGUAAAAAAUCUGACAUUAUUGGCAGAUGACUGUUGUUAUGACUGUUAUGAUCUGUUGUUGUCGUUGUCGUCCUGGGGUCCUCUGUGUACUGCUGUGGUCUCAUUGAGGUGAAUGAGGGGACUUCACUGUUAAACAUGCUCAGUAUGUGAUGUUGAUUCAUUCCAGCCCUUAAUGUGUAAUCAAGCCACAAAAGAGAUUCACUUUACAAUCAGGACGGUGUCUUUCUUUUCACUGCUCUAAAAGAAAAAAAAAAAAGAGAGAAACAAAGAAAAAAUCUUGAUUUUCUGCCAUUUUUUGAGACACUUGGCCUGUCUCCUGGAAAAUAUGUCUCUAUUAAUGACUAAUUUGCAAAAGCAAGUAGAUUUUAGGAAAAACAUAAUGCAGCACAGGUCACAGUUUAACCAUAAUUAAGAAUGAUGAGGAAACAUUGAUUUUGAAUAUAUCUGUCAAGUCUGAAUGCAUCAAUAAAAUGUUUGUGUUGUGUAUGUUUUCCCAUUAAUACUUUGAUGGUUCCAUUCAGGGAACUCAGAGGUUUUGGAUGUGAUUCAGGAAAGAUGGUGGUCUUGGUUAAAUACUGAAAAUGUCAACAGCGACUUGAAGCACAAGACCCAAUGAGUUUACUUUAUUUUGAAUCCAAAAUCUCUCCUUAACUUCAACCACAGUGCAGCACUCAGGAAUAAAUCCCAUCCAGCUUAGACCCAAAGUCUCAGCUCUGCUGCACCUGUAACUGCUCUGUAAACAGAAUGGACACUCACACUUGAGUUGUGAUUUACUGUGUAAAGAUAAAGAUAUUUAAUAGAUGGACAGGAUGUCUGUUGAGGCUACUUUUGGUGGAGAAAUCUCCACAAUGGAUUUCUCCCUCUGUAACUGUUAAACCUUUGUGUAAGAAACUUCUUCUAAUUCUGAGUAAAUAAAACAAACUUUACUAUUUUCUGCAGACUGUGAAAUGUUGAGUAAUCAGAUUCUGUUGUAUCCAUGUUGGGA